Messenger RNA from Liolophura sinensis, 1002 nucleotides. RefSeq names its product angiopoietin-related protein 7-like. NCBI's taxonomy places the organism in Eukaryota, Metazoa, Mollusca, Polyplacophora, Chitonida, Chitonidae. The record is from RefSeq and is a predicted model, not a curated record. The transcript has 7 exons. The coding region runs from base 1 to 1002 and encodes 333 amino acids.
AUGCCAUCGUCGAUCCUUUAUUGUCACCAAGGCCUAAAGAACAAUGAGGACUUGUCCAAGGCCGGGAUUGAACCUUCCCCUCGUGUGCCUCGUCGUUACGGGAGUCCCAUUCACAGAGCCACGUCCCGCUAUCCAUUUCCCGUGGAGAAGUUCUUUGUCGUGCGGAACUCGGUGAUUGACGCCCAGAACGACCUUGGGCGUGUUGACACCAUGAUGGACGAGCGGGACGGGUUGGCUCAGGAUAUGGACACCCUCGUGGCUCUGCUCCAGUCCUCUAACGACACUCUUGCCGAGGUGAUGGCAUCCUACGAGGAACUGACCCAGGCACGUGACGAUUUGGAGGAGACCCUCAGCCAACAGGAGGCUCAGAUCACCGACUUGGAAUCCUCUGCCGAGUCGGUCGGGUUCAAGGACGAUACCCUGAGGAAGAUCUACGCAGCCAAGGCCGAUACUGAGGCCGAGCUUGCAGAGGUCAAUGGCGAGGUUAUUCAACGCAGAGACAUAGCAAGUGGAUUUGCCCAGAAAUUCGACAAAUCUUGGAAUGAAUACAAAAACGGAUUUGGAGACGCCUGCAGCGAUUACUGGCUGGGUAAUGACGCCAUUUCCUCCCUGACGACGCGUCACUCCGAACUGAAGGUGUACAUCAAGACGAGUGUUGGUCAGCUCCGAUACUCGCAUUACAGGGAUUUCCAGAUGGAUUCCAGCAGCCGCAACUUUAAGCUGAAGUCAGUUCGCUACACCGCAGGAAAUGCAGGCGAUCAAUUGACUUACCUGCGAAACUACAGCUUCGGCACAAAGGACAGAGAAAACAACAACAACAGAUGUAGUAGUACACAAAAUGGCGGCUUUUGGUUUAAGACCACGAGAUACUGCGCCAAAUCUGGCUGGUGGGGAUCCUGUAGUCGCUAUCAGUACAGCUGUUCUACCACCAACGUGAACGCCAGGACGCCAUCUUGGUCCCAGGCCUCUAACUGGUCUCUCAUGAGGAUCCGCACUCAGUAA